This is a messenger RNA of Eutrema salsugineum, 1264 nucleotides long. Its product is annotated as vicilin-like seed storage protein At2g18540. The coding region runs from base 39 to 1043 and encodes 334 amino acids. The transcript has a single exon. The record is from RefSeq and is a predicted model, not a curated record. Lineage: Eukaryota; Viridiplantae; Streptophyta; Magnoliopsida; Brassicales; Brassicaceae.
ACGAGAGCAAUAACGAGUGUGUGAAGGAAGAUAUUUCAAUGGAGGAGAACAUUGACGGCAAAAGUAAGAUUACUCCUUCAAUUCCGGCUAAUUACGUCAGCAUCCUUCAGCUCCGGGAGCGUUGGAUCAACGAGCGGAAGCGAAAGGAAGAAGAAGAAGAGGAAGAGAGACGACGGAAACAACAGGCUGAAGAACAGCAAAUGAUUGAAGAAGAUCUGAAGAAAUUAGCGGAGGUUAAAGCAAAACGGGAGGAUCUCGAUGAAAAGCGUUUGAAUCGAAAUAAUCGGAAGCAUCAGGGCAGGAAUAGUAAGAAAGAGGAGUCUCUUGACGGCGGAGAAGCUGAGAAGGAAGAACCGGAAGUCACGGCGGCGAUAGGGAGCGAGAGAGGUGAAGAUGCGGGAGUACCGGAGAGCAAGAGGAGGUUUCGGAAACGAUAUGAUAGUAGGAAGAAGAAAAAUCAGAAUUUGGCGGCUACGAAGGAAGAUGUCGUCGACGAGUGUGGAUCAAUCGCGCCGCCGGAGUACGCCGUGACGGAGAAUCAUACACCGGUGAAAGACGCGAUUCUAGUUUACAGGAAGAAAGGAGAAAACGCGACGGGAAAGAAGAAUGUUGAAUCUACUGUUACAGAAACACAAUUUGAGAAUCCUUGUAUCAAAAAUCUGAAGGCGAAAACCAGAUCGAGUAAGCGUAAUGGGCUAAACCAGAGGCAUGAUUUGCGACCUCAACGUGUGGCUGUGGAAGAUGAUGUCGUCGAAUGUGGAACGGAGAAUCAUACUCCGGUGAAUGAUCGAGUUUAUAGGAAGAAAGGAGAAAAAGCGACGGGAAAGCUAAGUGUUGGAACUCGUGAGAAGGCCAUAGAGACACAAUUUGAGGAUCUCUCUAUCAAAAGCGGCGAAGAGAAAGGAGAAACCAAGAAUCUCAAGGCACAAACCAGCAGGCGUAAUCGUAAUCGGAUAAAGCAGAUACAUGAUUUGCCUCCUCGACGUGUUAUAGGGGAUGCUACAAUGGUAUGGGUGAAGAAAGAGCAAAACGAGAAAAGCUAGUGAUGGAUUUGGAAGUGGCGUGUUAGCUUUUGCGUAAGGUUUGAUGAAAUGUUGCUUCUUGGUUUCAUUACUAGGGUUUAUAGUUAUUGGUAUAAACUGAACAAUGGUUUCAGGUUUGCUGCUUUAGCAAUAUCUGGUUGGUAACAGUCUUUUUCAUGUUCAUAGAACAGAGGAAUCACUGUAUUGGCUUAAAGAUAAUGUUACUGCAAAUGUAUAUAAAU